CGCCAUCUUGGACAAUACUAAACAUGGCCGCCGAAACUGCGUAAGUCAGUAGUGUGGUGUACAUAUUAACGGUGGAUGGUUCAUUAUUCUAUUACAGUGUUCGCGUAGUGUUCGGUUAUUUUUAUGUCCAUUUACAUUCUUAGUGUUUAAUAUAUCGUUAGUUUUACAAGUGAAUUCUUCAAAAGACAGAAUUUGUUGAAAUGGGCCGUUCCAGAUCCAGGACAAAAUCUCCUAGUAGGCGGCGUCAUAAGAGCAAGCAUUCAAGAAAACGUUCAAAAUCACGUGAGAAGCAUUCGAACAACAAGUAUUCUGACAAGCCAAAAGAACGUAGUUCAAAAACAAGGAAACGAUCCCAUUCUGCAUCCUCUAGUUCGUCAGAUGCUUCAGAUGAUGUACAUAUAGUCAGUCAUAAGAAACGUUCAUACAGAGACAGAGAUCGCAAAAUGGAUGAAGUAGAAAGACUGGCAGAAAUGGAACGACAAAGGAAAAAGAAAGAAUUAUCGAACAAAACCUUCACCGCUAGUGCAGUUGGAAGGCAACGUGAAGUGGAACAAAAAAUGGUUGAAGAAGAAGCUGCCAAGCGAAUUGAAGAACUAGUGCAGAAGAGAGUAGAAGAAGAACUAGAAAAACGUAAGGAGGAAAUAGAAGCUGAAGUACAAAGGAGGGUAGAAGAAGCUAAAAGGGCAAUGGAGCGUCAAAUGAUGGAGGAAAUGGAAUGGAGACAAGCAAAACUUCGUGAGGAGGAAAAACGAAGAGAGGAGGAAGAGCGGAAGAAGCGAGAGGAGCUUGAGAGGAUCUUGGAGGAGAACAACAGAAAGAUAGAAGAAGCUCAGAAGAAACUGGCUGAGGAAAGAUUGGCUAUGGUCGAACAACAACGUUUGAUGGAAGAAGAAAGGCAAAGAAUGAGAAAAGAACAUGAAAAACGUGUUAAAGAGGAACAAAAGAAAAUCCUCGGGAAGAACAACUCGAGGCCUAAAUUGUCCUUUACACUAAAGCCAGUUACGUGAGUCUGUAUCAUUUCGUGCAGUUUUAUAUGUGAUAUUUAUACAUCUUGUCGGAUUUGGAAUCAUUCAUAUUCCGCAAGAACAUUCAACAUAUGCUGCGCGUACAUGAGUACAUAAAAGAUGCAGCAAUAAGAUCCAAAGCUCAUUCAGAAUGUAUUUGCGAUAAUCAUCGAAAUCUGGCAAUGUUGAAUUUUUUUAUUUGAUUAUGAUGAUCAUAUGUACAUCAGAAUUGAAUAAUUAAUUCUAUACUUGACAGAUUUCGAAACCCAAUACAGGUGGGAUUUUAACCUGUUCGAGACUACACUGAUGUCAAUACAGAGAAACAUAUGUUUUGUGCAGGAACAAGUAAUAGAGCAAGUAUUUGUAUUUAUCUGUUAUGUUAUACUUUUUUUUUUUUUUUAUAUU
Molecule: messenger RNA, 1409 nt
Organism: Apis mellifera (honey bee)
Lineage: Eukaryota; Metazoa; Arthropoda; Insecta; Hymenoptera; Apidae
Gene: Arglu1
Product: UPF0430 protein CG31712
Exons: 6
Coding region: 201-1007 (268 amino acids)
Cellular component (GO): nucleoplasm; mitochondrion
Molecular function (GO): cadherin binding
Source: RefSeq, a predicted model, not a curated record